Prosopis cineraria is the source of this 2395-nucleotide messenger RNA. Its product is annotated as polyadenylate-binding protein 3-like. NCBI's taxonomy places the organism in Eukaryota, Viridiplantae, Streptophyta, Magnoliopsida, Fabales, Fabaceae. Gene Ontology annotation, molecular function: RNA binding. Bases 117 to 2066 code for a protein of 649 amino acids. The transcript is spliced from 8 exons. Gene Ontology annotation, cellular component: ribonucleoprotein complex. The record is from RefSeq and is a predicted model, not a curated record.
CUCCACUUUUCUCUACUCUCGGAGACCAAGAAUAGGGAAUUUUUCUUCCCGAGAUUGAAAAAAUAACCAUCUUUUUUUAAUUUUUUUUGUUUUUUCAGUGAAGACAUAUCCCUACCAUGGCGGCGGCGAUUUCUACACCGAUGGUUCAGCCCAGUGGCCCUCCGGCGCCGGUGUCGGUUGCGGCGGCGGCAUUGUCCGGGGGACAGUUCUCAAAUAUGUCACUGUACGUUGGUGAUCUAGACCCGAAUGUGAAUGAGGGGCAGCUCUAUGAUCUGUUCAACCAAGUUGCGACUGUCGUCUCCAUCAGGGUUUGCAGGGAUCAGACCAGGCGAUCCUCUCUCGGUUACGCCUAUGUCAACUACGGCACCGCUCAGGAUGCGUCUAAUGCCAUGGAACUUCUCAAUUUUACCCCACUUAAUGGGAAACCCAUUCGUAUCAUGUUCUCUCAUAGAGAUCCUAGCAUUCGGAAAAGUGGAUAUGCUAAUGUGUUCAUUAAAAACCUGGACACAUCAAUAGAUAACAAGGCAUUGCAUGACACUUUUGCUACCUUUGGAACUGUACUUUCCUGCAAGGUAGCUGUUGACAGCUCUGGCCAGUCAAAAGGGUAUGGUUUUGUGCAAUUUGACAAUGAAGAAUCUGCACAAAAUGCUAUCAAACAGUUGAAUGGUAUGUUGCUAAAUGAUAAACAAGUCUAUGUUGGACUCUUUGUUCGGCGUCAGGAAAGGGCUCGUGCAAAUGGAUCACCGAAGUUCACUAAUGUAUAUGUCAAAAAUUUUUCUGAGACAUAUUCUGAUGAGGACCUUAAACAGCUUUUCAGGCCAUAUGGUACGAUAACUAGUGCAGUUAUCAUGAAAGAUGCUAAUGGGAAGUCUCGAUGUUUUGGCUUUGUUAAUUUCCAAAACCCAGAAUCAGCAGCUGCUGCGGUUGAGAGAUUAAAUGGAAGCAUUAUCAAUGAUGACAAGGUAUUGUAUGUAGGAAGAGCUCAGAAGAAAGCAGAACGUGAGGCAGAGUUGAAGGUCAAAUUUGAGCAGGAAAGAAUUAGUAGAUAUGAGAAAUUACAAGGUGCUAAUCUCUACUUGAAAAAUCUCGAUGACAGCAUCAAUGAUGACAAACUAAAGGAGCUAUUUUCUGAGUUCGGAACUAUUACAUCAUAUAAGGUUAUGCUUGAUUCACAUGGACAUAGCAAGGGUUCUGGUUUUGUUGCUUUUUCUACCCCUGAGGAAGCAAGUAAAGCUUUAAAUGAAAUGAACGGGAAAAUGGUAGGUCGAAAACCUCUUUAUGUUGCUGUGGCCCAGCGGAAAGAAGAGAGAAAGGCCCUGCAGGCUCAUUUUGCUCAAAUCCGUGCACCUGGUAGAAUCACCCCUCUACCUGCCGGAAUUCCUGGAUAUCAUCCUGGAACACCUAGGCUUGCCCCUCAGCAGUUGUACUACGGUCAGGGAACACAUGGGCUUAUACCACCUCAGCCAGCUGGAUUUGGUUUCCAGCAACAACUCUUGCCCGGAAUGCGUCCUGGUGUUGCUCCAAAUUUCAUUAUGCCAUACCAGCUUCAGAGACAGGUUCAGCCUGGGCAAAGGAUGGGUGUUCGACGGGGUGGAAAUUUCCAACAUGUGCAUCAAAACCAGAUGGUGCAUCGGAACUCCAAUCAAGGGUUUAGAUAUAUGGGCAACACUCGAAAUGGCAUGGACUCAUCUGUUGUUCCCCAAGGUCUAGUGAGUCCAAUGAUGCCAUUGCCCUUUGAUGGUUCUGGGGUUACUUCAGCUCCCAUUGACAAUCUACGACCUGGUGCACUUUCUACGACACUUGCCUCAGCUUUGGCCUCAGCUACACCCGAAAAUCAGCGCAUGAUGUUAGGUGAACAUCUAUAUCCCCUUGUAGAUCGUCUUGCACCAAAUCAUACAGCAAAAGUGACAGGGAUGUUGCUGGAAAUGGACCAAUCUGAGGUUAUCCAUCUCAUUGAAUCUCCUGAAGACUUGAAAAUAAAGGUUUCCGAGGCAAUGCAAGUCCUGCAUGAAGCUGCAUCAGGCACUGAAGUUGAACAGCUUGGCUCAUUGUCACUAAAUGAAUGAAACAAUUUUGAUUGUAGAGUUAACUACAUCGCAUGCAUGAGCUAUUUUUUGGGCAAUGAUCUAUCAUUGUUUCUGAGAGCUAUUUGCAGCACCAAAUUCUUUGUAAUUUUUCUUUUUUGGUUUAAAUUUUAAUUUUUUGGGCAGGAUUCAUUGAGUUACUCUGGAGGGAUCAAGGAUCUAGAUAUGUUGGUCUUAGCAAUUACCUGUUUGAAUUUUGACCAUUUUAUCAUUGGAUUUCAUUUAGGAUUUUCGAAUUCGCAGUUGAGGAUGGGUCAGUAGACUGCCAAUAAUUUUAUUCCUAUUUUAUUUAAAUUGGAUUUUUCUCAUUA